GGACGUCUGUUUGAUCUGCUACCUGGUGCCGAGCUGACCCCAACAAAUCCUAUAACAUUGAAACCACAGAAUUUUAGAUCACCUCCACAGAUUUUGGAAGAAGUGUGCCAGAAAAACCACUGGGGUUUGCCAUUGUAUCAACUGCACUCAGCCAUACAACGUGAUGCUACAACCAACACAGACACACAGUUUUUCUUGUUUAAGGUGACAAUUCCAGCUAUACCUUCUCAGACAGUACAACCAAAUAAGUUGUGUCGCACAGUUGAGGAGGCCAAAAUAUAUGCAGCAGAGUAUACUUUGAUGCAACUUGGCAUACCUAUCGAAAGUUCUGAGCUACAUAUAGCACCAGUUUCUGCCAGCACUUACCAAGGACGUCCAUUAGCUCCUACUAUUCCUAUUGCUCGUGAGGUCCAAGUGCCUAUAACAUCUACUACCCCAUCAUAUGUUGUUGGAAAAGUGAUCCCAGUCAAUUAUUUGUGUGACAAAAUUCUCCAAAUAUGGUACAUAAUUCUAGUGAGUCACAUUGGACAAACAUCUCUUACUGAAUCAGUAUAUCAUUCGUAUUGA
Molecule: messenger RNA, 567 nt
Organism: Candidula unifasciata
Lineage: Eukaryota; Metazoa; Mollusca; Gastropoda; Stylommatophora; Geomitridae
Source: the annotation of a GenBank genome assembly